UUACCUGUCUUCAAUCCGGCUCAAUAAUUAGCACCAUGCGACUACUAGUGGCGGCCAUCUUGUUCGUGUCGGCCAUCUUGUGGAGCGACGGCCUCGAGCUGAGCCCGCGCCCUCGGCGCCCGGAGCGCUUCGACACGGCUGAACAGAUCUCCAACUAUCUGAAGGAGCUGCAGGAAUACUACUCUGUGCACGGCCGGGGCCGUUACGGCAAAAGACAGAUGCACAUAUCGGACGCGUCGGUAAUAUUCAAGGAAUUCCCAUUUUUCGACCACAGCCUCCAGAAUUUGAACGAAGAUACAGUAUUUAAGGCGCUCGCAUACCAGUAAAAUUAUGACUGCAU
Molecule: messenger RNA, 340 nt
Organism: Cydia amplana
Lineage: Eukaryota; Metazoa; Arthropoda; Insecta; Lepidoptera; Tortricidae
Gene: NPF2
Product: pro-neuropeptide Y-like
Exons: 3
Coding region: 36-326 (96 amino acids)
Cellular component (GO): extracellular region
Molecular function (GO): hormone activity
Source: RefSeq, a predicted model, not a curated record